GGCCGUCGGUCACGUGGCCCCUGGCCGGGGCUUCCGAAGCCGGAAGUGUCCUGAGGCGCAGGGAGGCGCCGAGAGCCAGCUGGCGGUGGCUCGGCGGAGAUCGGGCACGUAUAGCAAGAGGAUUGCCUGACCAAGCCGAGAUGCAGAGCACUUCUAAUCAUCUGUGGCUUUUAUCUGAUAUUUUAGGCCAAGGAGCUACUGCAAAUGUCUUUCGUGGAAGACAUAAGCGCACAGGUACUAAACCUUUCCUACAGGUUUGGAAUAAUACCUUUAGUCUCCGUUUACUUCAGAAGUUGCAACAGAUCUGCAUAUCCUAAAAGCCCCAUCAUAAAAACAUUGUUAGACUGUCAUUCCCAAUCACUGAUUUUUUUUUUCAGACAACAACAAGACAUAAAGUACUUAUUAUGGAAUUUUGUCCAUGUGGGAGUUUAUACACUGUUUUAGAAGAACCAUCUAAUGCCUAUGGACUACCAGAGUCUGAAUUUUUAAUUGUUUUGCGCGAUGUGGUGGGUGGAAUGAAUCAUCUCCGAGAGAAUGGCAUAGUGCACCGUGAUAUCAAGCCGGGAAAUAUCAUGCGUGUUAUAGGGGAAGAUGGACAGUCGGUGUACAAACUCACAGAUUUUGGUGCAGCUAGAGAAUUAGAAGAUGAUGAGCAGUUUGUUUCACUGUAUGGCACAGAAGAAUAUUUGCAUCCUGAUAUGUAUGAGAGAGCAGUGCUAAGAAAAGAUCAUCAGAAGAAAUAUGGAGCAACAGUUGAUCUUUGGAGCAUUGGGGUAACAUUUUACCACGCAGCUACUGGAUCACUGCCAUUUAGACCAUUUGAAGGGCCACGUAGGAAUAAGGAAGUGAUGUAUAAAAUAAUUACUGGAAAGCCUUCUGGUGCAAUAUCUGGAGUACAGAAAGCAGAAAAUGGACCAAUUGACUGGAGUGGAGACAUGCCUGUUUCUUGUAGUCUUUCUCGGGGACUGCAAGUUCUACUUACCCCUGUUCUUGCAAACAUCCUUGAGGCAGAUCAGGAAAAGUGUUGGGGUUUUGACCAGUUUUUUGCAGAAACUAGUGAUAUACUUCACCGCAUGAUAAUUCAUGUUUUUUCACUACAACAAAUGACAGCUCAUAAGAUUUAUAUUCAUAGCUAUAAUACUGCUACUGUAUUUCAUGAACUGGUGUAUAAACAAACCAAAAUUAUUUCUUCAAAUCAAGAACUUAUAUAUGAAGGACGACGCUUAGUUCUAGAACCUGGAAGACUGGCACAACAUUUCCCUAAAACUACUGAGGAAAACCCUAUCUUUGUAGUAAGCCGAGAACCUCUGAGUACCAUAGGAUUGUUAUAUGAAAAAAUUUCCCUCCCUAAAGUACAUCCGCGUUAUGAUUUAGAUGGAGAUGCUAGCAUGGCUAAGGCAAUAACAGGAGUUGUAUGUUAUGCCUGUAGAAUUGCCAGUACCUUGCUGCUUUAUCAGGAACUAAUGCGAAAAGGGAUACGAUGGCUGAUAGAAUUAGUUAAAGAUGAUUAUAAUGAAACUGUUCACAAAAAGACAGAAGUUGUGAUCACGUUGGAUUUCUGCAUCAGAAACAUUGAAAAAACUGUGAAAGUAUAUGAAAAGCUGAUGAAGAUCAAUUUAGAAUCAGCAGAGUUAGAUGAAAUCUCAGACAUACACACCAAAUUGUUGAGACUUUCCAGUUCUCAGGGAACAAUAGAAACCAGCCUUCAGGAUACCGAAAGCAAAUUAUCUCCAGGAGGAUUGCUGGCGGAUACCUGGGCCCAUCAGGAAGGCACUCAUCCAAAAGAUAGACAUGUAGAAAAGCUACAAGUCCUGUUAAAUUGCAUCACAGAGAUUUACUAUCAGUUCAAAAAAGACAAAGCAGAACGUAGACUAGCUUAUAAUGAAGAACAAAUCCACAAAUUUGAUAAGCAAAAACUGUAUCACCAUGCAACAAAAGCUAUGACCCACUUUACAGAUGAGUGUGUUAAAAAGUAUGAGGCGUUUUUGGAUAAGUCAGAAGAAUGGAUGAGAAAGAUGCUUCAUCUUAGGAAACAGUUACUAUCUCUAACUAAUCAGUGUUUUGAUAUUGAAGAAGAAGUAUCAAAGUAUCAAGACUAUACUAAUGAGUUACAAGAAACUUUGCCUCAGAAAAUGUUUCAAGCCUCCAGUGGAAUCAAACAUACCAUGACCCCAAUUUAUCCAUGUUCUAACACAUUAGUAGAAAUGACUCUUGGUAUGAAGAAAUUAAAAGAAGAAAUGGAAGGAGUGGUUAAAGAACUUGCUGAAAAUAACCACAUUUUAGAAAGGUUUGGCUCUUUAACCAUGGAUGGUGGCCUUCGCAAUGUUGACUGUCUUUAGCUUUCUAAGAAGUUUGGGAAAAGUUUCAGUUUGCACAAGAAAAUAAUGCUGAGGCAUAAAAUGAAUGCUUCAUUUAGGUGAUCUCUUGUUUCUACAAUUCAGUAUUUGAUGUGAUGAUGUAAAUAUGUACAAUAUUGUAAAUACAUAAAAAAUAUAUAAAUUUUUGGCUGCUGUUAAGAUGUAAUUUUACCUUUUAACAUUUAUAAUUAUAUGAGGACAUUUGACCUCAGUGAGCACUAGAAGAAAGCCAUGACUGCUAUGUUGAUAUACUGAUCCUCUACUCUUCUGCAUAAGGCUAACUGAGUCAUAUAUCUCUGACUGCCUACUGGAAACAUUUCUCAAUCAAACCAAAAUUGGCAACCUUACAAAUCAGAAGGCUGAUAGUUGACAUUUUGUAAGUGGUAGAAAGAAGAGGUAGCUUUGGGGGGGCGGGGGCGGAGCAGAACCAAACCACUGUUUUACUAGGAUCACAAUUUUUUUGAGAAGGAUAAAGUGGCAUUAUUUCAUUUUACAAGGUGCCCAGAACCCAGUUAUCCUCAUGUCUGUUUACUUGUAGAUAAGUUACUGAGCAAAUAUUUUUAAGUGAUUUAAUUAUUAAAAACUAUUCACUUUUAUUUUGGCCAUGAAUUUAAAAUUGUCAUAUAAAUUUUAGGAUCAUUUCAACUGUUUUAAGCGAUAUAUGUCUUUAAUUCUGCUUACUAUUUCAUGGAAAAUGUCUAUGAAUUUCUCAAUUUUAAUGUAAAGAUUUAUAUUUUUCUGUGUACAACAGUUUGAGAAACGAGUUACCUUUUGAAAGAAAUAAUAUGGGUGGUGAUGGUAAAUUCUCAGGAUAUUUGAUGAAGGGACAAUUUUGUAUGUCUUCAAAUCCCAUUAAUUCCAAGUUUAAUAGAAAUUCUUUCAUAAAUUUAUGCUAUAAAAAUCCAAAGGGAACAUUGCCUGAAAAAUCUACCCAAAGCUCUAGAGUAUAGGAUUAUGCUCAGCAAGAAAUUAUUUUAUCCAAUCAGGAUUUGUUUUGGUUUUUGAUUUAUCAGAUUAUUGACAUGUGAUUAUGUACAACCUGUAUAUCAUAAAGUUAUGUCCUAAAGAGUAAAUAAAUUCGACUACCUUGAACAUUGGAAAACUGAAAAUGGAUCAGGAUUUUAUUUGAAAUCUCAAAUUGAUGCAUUGUGGUGGGGAAUUUUAAGUGUGACAUGUACACAUUAUAGAAAUAAAUGCAUGGGUUGAAUGACUUACAUAAA
Hipposideros armiger (great roundleaf bat) is the source of this 3577-nucleotide messenger RNA. RefSeq names its product TANK binding kinase 1 (gene TBK1). The transcript has 22 exons. The record is from RefSeq and is a predicted model, not a curated record. Gene Ontology annotation, biological process: peptidyl-serine phosphorylation. NCBI's taxonomy places the organism in Eukaryota, Metazoa, Chordata, Mammalia, Chiroptera, Hipposideridae. Gene Ontology annotation, cellular component: cytoplasm. Gene Ontology annotation, molecular function: ATP binding; protein serine/threonine kinase activity.